This is a messenger RNA of Sus scrofa (pig), 7603 nucleotides long. RefSeq names its product zyg-11 family member B, cell cycle regulator (gene ZYG11B). Gene Ontology annotation, molecular function: protein binding. Gene Ontology annotation, cellular component: Cul2-RING ubiquitin ligase complex. Lineage: Eukaryota; Metazoa; Chordata; Mammalia; Artiodactyla; Suidae. The record is from RefSeq and is a predicted model, not a curated record.
UUGCGGGCGAGGGCGGAGCCUCGGGGGCGGAGUCUGCGCUCGGGAUCGGGCUGCGGCUGCGGCUGCUGCACUUUCAGCUUCCGAGGCGAGGAGGCCGAGGCCUGGGCCGAGCCCGGAGCCGCCGCUCGUCGGAGCCUCCUGGAGCCCCCGCGCCGGCUCAGCCUGGGGGCGGGCUCAGGCCCGGCCCGCCGCCGAACCCAGGACAGAGGCUGCAUGCCAGAGGACCAGGCCGGCGCAGCCAUGGAGGAGGCAUCUCCUUAUUCCUUACUUGAUAUCUGCUUGAAUUUCCUGACUACUCACCUUGAGAAGUUCUGCUCAGCGAGACAAGAUGGAACACUGUGUCUGCAGGAAUCUGGAGUGUUCCCACAGGAGGUGGCUGAUCGGUUGCUUCAGACCAUGGCUUUUCAUGGUCUCCUGAAUGAUGGAACCGUAGGUAUUUUUAGGGGCAACCAGAUGCGCUUGAAGAGAGCUUGCAUUCGCAAAGCCAAGAUCUCUGCUGUUGCUUUCCGGAAAGCCUUCUGCCACCACAAGUUGGUGGAACUUGACGCCACGGGUGUGAAUGCUGACAUCACGAUUACAGACAUCAUCAGCGGGCUUGGCAGUAACAAGUGGAUCCAACAGAAUCUCCAGUGCCUAGUGCUGAACUCAUUAACUCUCUCCCUUGAAGACCCUUAUGAGCGGUGCUUUAGCCGGCUUUCCGGCCUCCGAGCAUUAAGCAUCACCAACGUCCUCUUUUACAAUGAAGACCUGGCCGAAGUUGCCUCGUUGCCCAGAUUAGAGAGCCUGGAUAUUUCUAACACCUCUAUCACUGACAUCACAGCUCUGCUAGCCUGCAAAGACAGACUCAAGUCUCUAACCAUGCAUCACUUGAAAUGUUUAAAAAUGACAACUACCCAGAUAUUGGAUGUUGUUCGGGAACUAAAACAUCUGAAUCAUCUUGAUAUUUCAGAUGACAAACAGUUUACAUCAGACAUAGCCCUUCGAUUACUAGAACAGAAGGACAUCCUGCCCAACCUCGUCUCCCUGGAUGUUUCCGGGAGGAAGCAUGUGACAGAUAAAGCUGUUGAAGCCUUUAUACAACAACGGCCCAGCAUGCAGUUUGUAGGUUUGCUGGCCACUGAUGCUGGCUACUCUGAGUUCCUCACAGGCGAAGGACAUUUGAAGGUGUCUGGAGAAGCCAAUGAAACUCAGAUUGCAGAAGCACUGAAGCGGUACAGUGAACGGGCAUUCUUUGUCCGGGAAGCUCUGUUUCACCUUUUUAGCCUGACUCAUGUGAUGGAAAAAACAAAGCCAGAAAUUUUAAAGCUUGUGGUUACUGGGAUGAGAAACCACCCUAUGAAUUUGCCAGUGCAACUUGCUGCAAGCGCCUGUGUAUUUAACUUAACCAAGCAGGAUCUUGCCGCAGGAAUGCCUGUCCGACUCCUGGCUGAUGUGACCCAUUUGCUACUCAAAGCCAUGGAACAUUUUCCCAAUCACCAGCAGUUACAGAAGAAUUGCCUGCUUUCACUUUGUAGUGACCGGAUUCUUCAGGAUGUUCCAUUUAACAGGUUUGAAGCAGCCAAGCUUGUCAUGCAGUGGCUCUGUAACCAUGAGGAUCAAAACAUGCAGAGGAUGGCAGUUGCAAUCAUUUCCAUUCUGGCUGCCAAGCUUUCUACAGAACAAACUGCACAGCUUGGUGCUGAGCUCUUCAUUGUCAGGCAACUUCUUCAAAUAGUGAAGCAGAAAACCAAUCAAAAUUCGGUGGACACUACUUUGAAGUUUACUUUGAGUGCACUUUGGAACCUCACAGACGAAUCUCCAACCACUUGCAGACACUUUAUUGAAAACCAAGGGUUAGAACUCUUUAUGAGGGUUCUGGAGUCAUUCCCAACUGAGUCAUCCAUUCAACAGAAAGUUCUAGGACUUUUGAAUAAUAUAGCUGAAGUACAAGAAUUACAUUCUGAAUUAAUGUGGAAAGAUUUUAUAGACCACAUCAGUAGCCUCCUACAUAGUGUUGAAGUGGAAGUCAGCUACUUUGCCGCUGGAAUUAUUGCCCAUUUAAUAUCUAGAGGUGAACAAGCUUGGACAUUGAGUCGAAGCCAGAGGAAUUCUCUUCUGGAUGAUCUGCAUUCAGCUAUUUUGAAAUGGCCAACUCCAGAGUGUGAGAUGGUGGCAUACAGGUCUUUUAAUCCAUUUUUCCCAUUACUUGGCUGUUUCACAACACCAGGAGUCCAGCUAUGGGCGGUUUGGGCCAUGCAACAUGUCUGCAGCAAAAAUCCCUCAAGGUACUGCAGCAUGUUGAUUGAGGAAGGAGGACUGCAGCAUUUAUACAACAUCAAAGAACACGAACAGACUGACCCCCACGUCCAGCAGAUCGCAGUGGCCAUUCUGGACAGCUUAGAAAAACACAUUGUUCGCCAUGGAAGACCACCUCCCUGCAAAAAGCAGCCUCAGGCCAGACUAAAUUGAUAGCCAUAGAUAAUUCGAUAAUUGAGUCACAGAAAUUCUUUUUGUGAUAGGUCCACUUGGAAUAUCUUACCCUCUGUGAUGUUUGGGGGGGUUUCUAUGACACGAGUCCUAAGAUCAGUUUGGGAUUGACAAUGUACAGUACUGCCCGUGUGACUGUCUGAUUUGUCUUGUGAUUUUUAACUUAUAAGGCAAGAAGGGUCUCUUCCUUCAUCAUUGCCUUUUAGGAAAAUUUCCACAUCUUUCAGUGUUUGAACUUAAUCUGUGCUUAAAAUUCUACAGUUUUAUGAGGACGUUUGCACGAACCCUUAGGCCAGACUUUUCUGAUAUCUUGACACCCCUUCCAGUCAAUCUACAGCUUCCGACAAGCUGUUGACCUGAUUUCUGGCACAGCUUCAACUGUAAAUUUUAUACUGCUUCUGUAUAAAAAGCCUUUAUUCUCCGUGUAUCUUUUAUAAGAUGUCCUUCUUCGUGUGAAAGAAUGGAAAUCUGAAUUCUCGCCUUGUAAAAGCUACUCACUGGCUGAUACCCGGAUAGUUGGCAGAAAAUGUAUUAAAGGAAAAACUACUAAGAGAGACUAGGGUUUGGGACGUGGGAAAAGGUCUGCUCUUGUGUCGUCCUUUUAAGCUGGAGCCCCCGCUCCUGAGGCCCUGAGCAGGAGCUUGUUCUUCCCAUUUACUCCUGGAAGCACGGGCUGUGGCUUCCUACGCAGACUGCUGGUUCCUCUCUAGAAAUUUUUCCCCAAGCACCACAGUGUGAAAUACUCCAGCCUUCUGUGUUCAAGGUUAACUGUCUGACUCUGUGUCACGUUGCUGUGAAAAUGGGAAUUUUAAAAUUCCCAUCUUCACAACUGCUAAAACUGACCAUCCUUUUCCCUGUGUCUCAAAGGCAUUUUGUUCAGUGGAAUAGAGACUAGACAGGUCACUUAAAAAUGCAAUUAACAACAGUAAGUUCUGCCCCGCGAAGUUAAAUUUCUUUGGUUUCAAAAUACACGUAUCUUAAUGUUUUCAUAAGGUUGGGGAAAGCUGUCUGCAUCUCACUGCCAAAAAUAAACGAGAAGCAUUGAUUCGACUAUUGUUAAAUAUGAUUCUCGUUUCAGUGCAUGAAAGGAAAUAUUUUUUUAGACAGUUGCCUUUCCUUUGAGAGGCUCAUUGAAGUAAAGAGCCAGUCAUCAAUAUGUCAGUAGUGGCAGUUGGGAGGCAACAAGUCACCCAGAAACUUAUUUUCCGUUUAAAAUUUUAGUUUGUGAAUAAGGUUAAUCUGCAAUCUCAGAUGACUGCAUUUUUUUUUCAUAGGUGGUCCAAAUGUUUUCAGCAGAUACUUUAAAUGAUAUUUCAUGGUGAUUAUUCGGAAGCAUUUUUAUUUCGAAGCGGAGCUGGCUUAUUGGUAUGCCAAUUACAUUUUUGACCUACACAUUUCAGACCACUGUCACCAUAACCAUGCUAGAGUUAGUUGGGACUCCUUCACAGGAAUGAACACUUCAAUGAAAAGAAAAUAGGUAUUUAGAAUUGUUAAAAACCAUCUUAAAUUGUGGGUUAAUUCUGACUUAAUUGUUUAAGGGAUUUUUAUAGAUGUAAGAUAUAUUUUCACAGAUUAAGUCUUCUUUCAGAGAAAAUGGAAACGUCUUUUAGAAAUUUCCCCCCUUUUCUGGAUUUUAAACGUCUAAGGUGAAAUGUAGAAAAUAGGAUGGCCCCAGUAGCUUGGAAGUCACUAGCUGUGUUGACCAUUUCUAGGUCUCCUAGUUUGUGUGGUUGUAAGGGAAAACCUAUUUGAGAAGUUUGGCUUCAAGUUUCUGUUGUAUCCCAUUCAAGACAAAAGUACAUGAUCCUUCUAGGCUACUCCUAGGUAUUUUGUCUUUAUAAAUUGUUCUCAGAAAUGGCUAAAAAUAUAUAGAAAACGGUCCCUCCAUUACUCAGAAUAACUUGUUGAUAGAUGAAGACUCAAAUAUAUUUAAAUUUAAACUUCCUACUUUGAGCCCUGGUACUGGCCAGAUACUUCUGAGUCUUAAAAACAAAAUAUGGUCACAUCCCAAAUAUAUAAAAAUUGUAGUGCCUUUGAGGUUGGGAUGGCUCUUAAAAUUGUGUAUCUGAUUAUGGCACAGAACUGUCUAUAAGGUUUUGAAUCUGGCUAAAGGAUAGCAUAUAUACACAUAAAUUGAAAUUACAAGGUAUAACUGGCCUAUCUCUACAGGUAGAAUCUAUUAGGCCUCCCUUUUGAAUUUGUACACGAGAAUGUAACAGUACUUGAUGCCUUCAAAGGUUACCUCUUCAGUGGCUUAGAGGUGCUGUUUCAAGCACAAUGUCAACUAGGGUUGAACCACUCAUUGCUCAAAUCAUUGGUAUGCUCAGUUACUGCAAAUUCUCUCUACAUCAGUCCACAAGCAGCAGCAAGGUUUAGAUCGACUAAAGACUACAAUGAUGCAUGUUGGUAUCACUGGGUAAAACAAGAAGAGUCUGAAAUUAAAGCAAAAAUAAACAAGGCAUCUCAUUCUUUUUUUUUUUUUUUAAUUUUUUUUUUUUUGCUUUUUAGGGCCACAUUUGCAGCAUAAGGAGGUUCCCAGGCUAGGGGCCAAAUCAGAGCUGCAGCUGCUGGCCUAUGCCACAGCCACAGCGACUUAAGAUCUUGAGCCCCAUCGGCAGCCUACACCACAGCUCAUGGCAAUGCUGGAUCCUUAACCCACUGAGCACGUCCAGGGAUCAAACUUGUGUCCUCAUGGAUACUAGUCAGGUUCAUUACCACUGAGCCACAACGGGAACUCCAGGCAUCUCUUUCUAUCUAUCAAGUAAGUUUUGGAGUUCCCGUCAUGUUUCAGUGGUUAACAAAUCUGACUAGCAUCCACGAAGACAAAGGUUCCAUCCAUAGCUUCCCUGAGUAGGUUAAGAAUCCAGUAUUGGCAUGAGCUGUGGUGUAGGUCGCAGACGUGGAUCGGAUCCUGCAUUGCUGUGAAUAUGGUGUAGACCAGCAGCUGCAGCUCCAAUUUGACCCCUAGCCUGGGAACCUCCAUAUGCCAUGGUGUGGCCCUGAAAAGCAAAAAAAAAAAAGUCAGUUUUACUGUUGUCUUUAUACUCCAAAAUUUUUUUCUUUUUGCAGUUGAAAAGAAACAAAUCAAGUAGUAAUAAGGGGUUAGUUUACUCUCUGGCCAAGGAUUCAGUCGCUUCUGACGCAGUUGAGGAUUUAAAAAAUCAUAUCACACCCACAGAUCCAGGAAUUGACCUUGAAUAUUGCUGCUCCUCACUCCUGGACAGAAAUGCCACUUAGUGGCACUAGUCAGUUUAAGUGAAUGGAGUGGAGGUGAAUCUCAUAAGGCUACUAAGAAUUUAAUCUCAUGCUGUCGUUCAUUUGCAAACUUCCAAAGAAUCAAAAAGUUACGUUUUAAAACAUCAGUCCUGUAUAUCCAGCCUAGGAAUCUAUCUAUUGCUAGUGGGACCUUUUGAAUUUGCCCUUUUUCUGAUCAGUUACUUUUAUUUGGCUAUAUUUUUAAUUAUGCCAUGCUCAAAAAUAGUAUUGGGCCAUCUUCUAGGCUUUUGGAGCACAUUUUAAUGAAAAACAUUUGUUUUAAUAUGUGUAAAUUUGGGCAGAAACAAUGAAUGAACCAUAGUUUUGGCUUAGUGCUUUAAAAUGCCUGACACCAGCCCCCAACAGAACAAUAUGCAGUGGUACCCAAGGUUGAAGAGAGAUCAUGAGUAGCCAAGAAAAUAAACUUACUGUAUCAUAUAUGUUGAAACCCACCCCUCUCCUGCCCUCUAAUGGUAUGUUUACAUUAUUUAGUUAUUGUUCAACUUUCAUCUUGGAAGAAACAGUAUUAUUAAGCUAAAGGUGUAAAUUAAAGGCAGUAUCAUACUGUUGGCCGAUAUGGGCAGUUUCAUCUGUAUGUUACUUAUUUGGGGACUUCAUAUGGCUAAGGCUUCAGAGUCGUGUUCUGAGACAGCUUACGGAGAGGUUUACAAAUUUAGGGUUUCCCUCUCAAAUCCACUGUAGCAGUUUCAAAUAAUUGUGUGGAUAUUGGGUGUUUAAUCUUUAUCAUUCUCUUUGUAUUGACACAUUUUUCAAUUUUGUGUUAAUUCAUGAACUGUUUAAGUAAUGAUGCUAAUCCAGCCUUCAUCCAGUGAUGAGAAUAGCAGUGUGAUAGGAAAUUUUGCUGAGUGUGCUUUAAUUGAGUAGUUGCUUUAUCUUUUUUAGUAUUUCAUAGGUUUUGCAUGACAUGUAUGCUCCUAAUUAUGCAUUCUUUGAUUUCUAAAUCUUACCUAAGAUACUCUAUGUUAACUGAUUGGUAGCCUAAGAAAGAGCUUUCUCUGCCCAUUUUUCCCCUCCUCCAAUUUUUUGGGGUAAAUUAUGGGAAAAUCAAUGCUAUUUCUCACUUCUCUGGAUGAAGCAAAGCUCUUUUGGAUAGCACAACCUAACUUCAUAACUAGACAGAAUGGCUAUUAAGAAUAUUUAGAAAAUCCAAAUUUAUCAAUAGUGUGGGAAAUCAUAAAUGCAGUUCAUUAAUAAUAGGUGCUUAAUUUUGAACUUAUUUUUGGAAAAUUAUUCAAAUUGGGUUCUUUUAAGCUUAUUUUAAUCAGCUUAGAAAGGAAGCUACUUAGCUAAUGAAAGCUGAGACACAUUUUCAUAAAAGCAGGAAAUUCUUGAGAGUAUUUUUUCCCUUUAAAAAUGGGAGGAUGUGGGAAUUUCCUGAUGGUCUAGAUGAUAAGGAUUUGGCAUUGUAACUGCUGUGGCUCGGGUUUGAUCCCUAGCCUGCGAACUUCUGAAUGUCAUGGGUGCAGCCAAAAAAAAAAAAGAAAAAAAAAAGAAAGAUGUUAUGCCAAGAUUUAUAUUCUCAGAUAAUCUGUAAGAAUAAAAGUUUCAAAUCACUGACUUGUGAGAGUGAGAAAAGCUAUCUUUUGCUUGAAUUCUGAUGGAAGUGUUUAACUCUUUUCAAAGGAUAUGAAAAAUUCAUUGGAAAGUGUAAUAUGUAUACAUUUCAGAUGUUCUCAGUUAUCUGGACUGAAGGCACUGUCUCACUGUGGCCGGGUGAAUGGGAGUGUCCUGUACCUGAGUCACGCUAUACUUUAAAUCAGGACAUCACUUAGAUAUUAGAUAUUAAUGUUGUGUGUACAGAUUUUUGUUUUGGGGAUUUUUUUUUUUUUUGCCUAAAUAAAUGUUCCAAAUUUUAUGUAAA